This is a messenger RNA of Schistocerca americana (American grasshopper), 3003 nucleotides long. RefSeq names its product toll-like receptor 2 type-2. NCBI's taxonomy places the organism in Eukaryota, Metazoa, Arthropoda, Insecta, Orthoptera, Acrididae. Bases 23 to 2479 code for a protein of 818 amino acids. Gene Ontology annotation, cellular component: membrane. The transcript has 12 exons. Gene Ontology annotation, biological process: toll-like receptor signaling pathway; immune response. The record is from RefSeq and is a predicted model, not a curated record. Gene Ontology annotation, molecular function: transmembrane signaling receptor activity; protein binding.
CGACGGGCGCCACUGCGGCAGCAUGUGGUGGCCGCUGCUGCUGCUUCUGCUGCUCAUGUUUCACUCAUCGGCAGGUGGCCUGGGUGCUAAACGCAUCAACUUUGCUCAGCUGACGUGUGACAACGUACACGACAACAAUACUGAUGUGCUCCAAGGCUGUCGUUUUAGCGUCAUCUCCAGAGAUGACCUACAGGUCACCUGCAUCAUACUUUCCGUACACACUGGGUCAAGUGACCUCGUGAGUGCGUAUAGGACGAAACUGUUAGACACACUGACGUUCCGCAUUCUGCCUCCAACACAUAUGGAGCAACAAGGAGUAUACUGUGCCUAUCUCCAGUCCGUGCAUCUCCGUAAGUGGUCCAAGGACAUACCAGAUGGCCACACGGUUGGGGUACUGGCAGCUGGUUUCCUCAGCUUCAUCUCCUUAUUCUCGGACGAUAGUUAUGGACACAUCAACUUCACAAAGCAGUUUCCCGUUGCUAAGAUCUACGUUCAUUCCCACUGCCGUGGUUUAUUCAGGCAACAACUAAAAGAAGACUGUAUUGAGAAGGUCAUCUUCUUGACGGAUAUCAUCCAUGCAGCCUACAACUGGACGUUCACCAACGACGACUUCUGGCCGUUCCUGUUGCGGCGCUUUGUGGGCGAACUGGGAGCUGAGUUGACGCAUCUGUCGUUGGUCUCUUCAGAUUUACUGACCGCCAUCCCAGUCAGUUUUCUAACACAACAUCUCUCCCCUGAUCUGCACAUGAGAGUGCUGAAGCUGGCGGAUAUGACGAUUGGCCAGCUGGAGAAACCUCUCCUUAUAAUGCCCACACUGCAUGAACUGAGUCUUCCCGACGACAACAUUAGUCGCGUCAGCGAAGCUGCGCUCGAGGGCGUACCCUGGUUGCUGAAGCUGGACCUCUCUGGCAACGAGUUGGAGGACCUGCCACAGCUGUUGCCUGCAAGACUAGAGAACCUCAAUGUCUCCCGCAAUAGGAUGAUUGCUCUCAACGCCAGACUGCCUCAGUCACUCAUCAUCCUCAACGUUUCAUUCAACAAUCUAGAGACGCUGCCGGAGCCGCUACCUGGCGGCCUACAGAAGCUGGAUGCGUCCAACAAUAGGCUGAGGAGGCUACCCCAGAGGCUACCAGCAGGACUGUGGCUGCUCGCCGUCUCCCACAACCUGCUGCUGGAGCUGCCCCAGCACCUGCCUCCAGCGCUGCAAGUACUGCAGGUGUCCCACAACAGGCUGCAGACGUUGUGCCCUCAGUUGCUGGUACCACUGCAGACAUUGAGGCUGCUGGACGCGUCCCACAACGGGCUGUCUGCCGUGGAGGACCUGUGGCUGUCCCACCAGAUGGAGCUGCUCAACGUCUCCCACAACCAGCUGCGGCGACUCAACCUUUUGGGACCGGGAUAUGUGUCAUACAUAGACGCAUCGUACAACGACAUCCAGUCCUGGAAGGUUCGAGGCCACGAGAUCGCCCUGGUGGGGAACCCUGGGGCGGCGCUGGGCCUGGAGUGGUCCGGCGGCUCGUACCCCAGCCCGCCCCUACUGGUGGACCUGGGGGAGGACCUGCUGCUGGACUGCGACCCCUGCUCCCCGGCCAGCCGCGUCGCCCUGCAGCUGCGCUGCUGGCUGCUCCGUCAGAUGUCCAACGCAUCGGCCGCGGGCCCUCGCGUGGUGCGGCCGCUGCGGCCGGUGUGCUCCGGCCCGUGGCCAGUUGCUGGCACGCCGCUGCUUGAGGCGCCCUCCCUGGAGGACUCGCCUCGCUGCCCCGGCUCCGCCCGCCACGUGGCGCAGUCCGCACUGCUCGGCGUCUUGCUGCUGGCGGUCGUCGCCGUCGUCUGUGCUGUCUGCUACUGCCGCAGAUAUGAGAUAACUUACAUGAUGCACCUGAUGGAGAUGCGACGUGAGAGAGUGGCCGCCGAGAGGCGUAAUUCAGGCAGCUACAAAUACGACGCUUUCGUCUGCUACAGCAGUGCGGACCGGGAGUGGGUUGUGGACCAACUAGUACCGCACCUGGAGACUGCGGGGGAUUCCCCCGAUGAAGUGGCGCUGCGUCUCUGCCUGCACGAGAGGGACUUCCCGCUGGGAUCCUACAUUGCUGACAACAUUGUCACCUCCAUGAAAACCAGCCGCUCAACAGUCAUUGUCCUGUCUCAAGCUUUCGUCGAUAGCCGGUGGUGCCGCUGGGAGCUGGAUCUGGCGUCGCAGAAGGUGCACCACUUGGUGCUGUUGGAGCUGGAACGGCUGGAGCGGCACCAGCUGGAGCGGCACCUGCGCUUCCUGAUGGACACGCGCACCUACCUGACGUGGCCGUCGCAGCCAUCCGCCCAGCACUCCAUGUGGAGGCGGCUGCGAGCCGUCCUCACCGCGCCGGCGGGGUCUCCCGCUGCGGACACUGACACUGACGGUGCAGACGUCGACGACCACACUCCUGACAACGAGCAGCAGCAGCUGCGGAUGGUGAAGGCCACUACCUUCACUGUGUGACUUCGGCCGAGGAAGAGUCGCAUCUAUACUCUUCUUUGCAACAGACAUACUGUACCUUUGAAAUUGAGUGGGUCUGCGUGUUUUCCGAAUAGCACUCCAUUAAGUGUGGUUGAUACUGAUUACGAUAAGGGUCCUGAUUCGAAACAUCUGGACCGUUCCUCUGAUUUACAUGCCUGUGGUAGUAGUCAGUUUUAUGACUCCACGACGUUAGUACAAAUAUUCCUCUUAAUUACCUUGCCACGUAUAGACGCGACGAUGGAUGAAAAUCUCGUGUUUGCGUUUGAUGAUGAUUUCUGUUUUGGGCGCACAAAACAAGAACAUUAACACCUAUGCACGUAAUCUAAAUGAUAAGUAUGUUAUAAGCGUUCAGAGGAAUGGUGUGAAAGGAUAGAAUUCAUGAAUAUCAGGCAAGCAAGUGCACAUAUGCGACCUAUUGUCUAAAAUGUUUCAAUAUCUAUUUCUAUUGAACGAAAUAUAACAUGUGUUCUAGAAAACCUAAAUAAAAUAUUACUUGCGAACGCUAA